AUGUCUGACAAGGUUAUGAUCGGAAAACACCAAAACGACACCGCCGAGAAUCACCGGAAACCAUUACCGUUCUUGCCGGACGAACUCAUCUUUCAAAUCCUCUUGCUGCUUCCAGUGAGAAUCCUUCUACAACUGAAGUGCGUGAGUAAAUCAUGGAACACCCUAAUUUCCAACCCCAAAUUCGCAAAAUCUCACCUUCAAAGCAUAACCAUGAAUCCAACCAUAACUGUUCAACGAUUUUUCUCUUCUUAUAUUACUGGUAGUUGUAGUUCAAAAAAACUCGUAUCUUUUCCUGUUAAAAAAUUGCUCGAAAAUCCACCAGAAUAUACUAAACCUGUUGAAUUCAGCAUAGGAUACAGGUUCGCUAUUUUUGGUUCAUGCAAUGGGUUGUUGUGUCUGUUUGAUAUAUUUGAAGAUUAUGUUAAAUUGUGGAACCCUUCUAUUAGUUUAGAAUCCGAAAAAUCUCCAGCACUUGAUUCUUUUCUUAAACAUAGGUGGAUCUCAUAUCAUGGAUUUGGCUAUGAUCGUGUUAAUGAUAAGUAUAAGGCGCUAGUAGUUUUGUCUGGUAAGGGUACUUAUUCUAGUGAGAAAAAUGUCACAAAAAUUUAUACUUUUGGUGGAAAUUCUUGGAAAACUAUUCAGAAUUUCCCUUGUACUGGGUUUGGUAAUGCCUAUGUGCAAGCUUGCAAUGGAAAAUUUGUGAGUGGCAAUUUAAAUUGGAUAAUUAAAAAAGAUGUUAGUUUUAAAACUGUGAUUGUUUCUUUUGAUCUUGAGAAGGAGACUUAUAAUGAAGUUUUAUUGCCCGAACAUAUGUUAGUUUCUGUUUGCCUUCCUAGGCUUGGUGUUUUGAGUAAUUGUCUUUGUGUGUGUUUCAACUUCAAAACUCAUUUGGAUUUUUGGUUGAUGAAAAAAUAUGGAGUUGUUGAGUCGUGGACUAGAUUGAUGAGGAUCCCUUGUGCGCAAAUACGUCGUUGUGUAUACCCUUUUGAUAAUGUUGAACCCUUGUUCAUUUUUGAAAAUGGUAUUAUUUUGUUGGGAGCGGAUACCGAAUUUCUCCUGUAUAACUUAAAUAAUGGUAACUUGGAUUGUCCCUUGAUUUGUUAUAGUACUGUGUUUAGUGGACAUAUUUACCAUGAGAGUCUUGUAUCACCACAAUUGUAA
Trifolium pratense (red clover) is the source of this 1161-nucleotide messenger RNA. RefSeq names its product F-box/kelch-repeat protein At3g23880-like. The transcript has a single exon. Gene Ontology annotation, molecular function: protein binding. The record is from RefSeq and is a predicted model, not a curated record. Bases 1 to 1161 code for a protein of 386 amino acids. Lineage: Eukaryota; Viridiplantae; Streptophyta; Magnoliopsida; Fabales; Fabaceae.